CGACGACGACGACGACGACGACGAUGAAGAUGAAUUUCCGGUGUCCCACGAGAUGGUUAUCAAGACUCACGAGCGGGCGGUGACUGCGGCUACAUUAGACCCUUCCGGCGCCAGGCUUGUCACCGGCUCGAUGGACUGCAGCCUCAAGUUCCACGACUUCGCAUCGAUGACACCCACGACAAUACGAGCCUUCAAGUCCGUCGAUCCUACCGCAACAAAGGCUUCGGCAAACGUAGAGGCUCAUCCGGUACAUCAGGUGCUCUUCAACCCGCUUUCGGCCAGCCACAUCCUAGUCGCGACUGCUCAACCGCAAGCGAAGGUUAUGACAAGAGAUGGAGAGACGGUGGCGGAGUUUGUAAAGGGCGACAUGUAUCUCAGGGACAUGCAUAACACCAAAGGUCAUGUGUCGGAGGUCACGGCGGCUACAUGGCACCCGACGGAUCGCAACUUGUGUGUCACUGCUGGAACGGACAGCACGCUACGGAUAUGGGACAUAUACAACCCUCGUGCACAAAAAGAAGUGAUGGUACACAAGUCAAAAGCAGCUGGCUCCGCCGGAAGAUCUCGAAUGACCGCCGUGGCAUGGGGCUCCUCUGCGCAAGGCGGGAACAACGUGCUAAUCGCUACUGCGCUGGAUGGAAGCUUGGUCAUGUGGAGCGGCGAGGGACCACACCAUCGGCCAGCGGCUGAAGUGAGGGAUGCUCAUACUCCGGAUACAUGGACCAGCGGGCUGGAUAUCAGCGCAGACGGCAGGCUUGUUGUCACUCGCGGCGGCGAUGACACGAUCAAGCUCUGGGAUGUUCGCAAGUUCAAGCAGCCGGUCAAUUCGGUGUCGCAUCCAUCUACGUCCUCCCAGUAUCCCUCGACCAACAUCCGUUUCUCUCCAAACUCCGCAAACAUCAUUACCGGUUCGGAGACCGGCCAUCUUCAUAUCCUGAACCCGGCUACCCUCAAGCCUGAGCUCGUCACCCCAGUCACUCUUGGCUCACCACUGAUCACCGUUUUAUGGCACCCGAAGCUCAAUCAAAUCGUCACAGGCUCUGCAAACGCCGAAACACACAUUCUAUACAGCCCCAACACGUCUACCAACGGUGCGAAAACAGUCAUGUCUCGCGCGCCGAAACGAAGGCACAUCGACGACGAUCCAAAUUUCACGAUGGAUCUCACGCACGGCAUGUCGAGCGAUGCCGUUGUGGUCCCAGGAGGCAGCGUUCCGUCCACAGCCAGCUACGCGAGCCGUCACCCCAAUGUCGGCCUUACUGCUUCCGGGCGGAGCAGAGAUCCCCGCCGACCAAAGGUACCCGCGCAGACACCUUUCGCCAAGACCAACCCGGAUGAGGAGUAUGUGCGAAGCCAAAUUCCCCUUUCCUCUCUGCGAGACGAGGAUCCGCGGGAGGCCCUGCUCAAGUAUGCGGACAAGGCGAAGAAUGAUCCGCUUUUCACGAAUGCUUGGAAGGAGACGCAGCCCAAGACCAUCUAUGCGGAGUUGAGUGAUGACGAAGAGGAACCGGACACGAAGAAGGCGAAGCAUUGAGCAUUGCUGGAUGAGGGACAGAGCCGGAAGAGCAUCACGUUGGCUGGAACGCGCAGAGAUGCAAGAGGCGGCCACUACUGGAUGGGAAAAGGCCAAUGAUUCGACGUUUUCAAACAUCAUUGAAUAUUGACCGAGAUGUUCCAUAGUUUCAGCUUCAUGUUAGCUGAAACUCCCUCAACAUGAUGCACCUCCUGCAACACCACUUGAAGCAUCAGAUCACGUGUCGUUCGUCAUGACCGCCAAGGCCGCUGACUCAGCUCCUCCCCACCCGCACAUCUAAUUCGGCGUCAUCCUUCCAAUCCAAACUUCCCCUCAUCCAG
Molecule: messenger RNA, 1854 nt
Organism: Neohortaea acidophila
Lineage: Eukaryota; Fungi; Ascomycota; Dothideomycetes; Mycosphaerellales; Teratosphaeriaceae
Product: WD repeat protein
Exons: 1
Coding region: 53-1534 (493 amino acids)
Biological process (GO): regulation of DNA double-strand break processing
Cellular component (GO): nucleus; site of double-strand break
Molecular function (GO): protein binding
Source: RefSeq, a predicted model, not a curated record